Messenger RNA from Rhodotorula toruloides NP11, 1464 nucleotides. Its product is annotated as expansin family protein. The transcript has 11 exons. The record is from RefSeq and is a predicted model, not a curated record. Lineage: Eukaryota; Fungi; Basidiomycota; Microbotryomycetes; Sporidiobolales; Sporidiobolaceae. Bases 1 to 1464 code for a protein of 487 amino acids.
AUGCGCUCUACGCUCGCCCUCGCUCUCGCAGCGACCGCCGCCUCACUCACCUCGCCCGUCCUCGCCUCCUCGCAUGGACACAGCUCGCACGCGCAGGGACUCGCCAAGCGCCAUGUGAUUGGUGAUGGUGGGAUGGUCAGGAGGAUGGUGAGGCGUGUCAGGAGGGCCGAAGGCGCGGCCGUCCUCUCCCUCCCCUCCAACUCUUCCACCACGAACACCACCACCUCGUCGUCGUCGAACACCUUGGACAAGAAGAAGCAAUACACGUCGACCGCGAUCUGGUGGGCUGAAGCCGGAUGGAUCGGGUCGUGCGGAGAAGUCAUCUCCGACACCGACUAUGUCCUCGCCCUCCCCCUCUCACUCUACCCCACCCCCUCCUCCCCCUCUCCGCUCUGCAACCAAUCCCUCACCCUGUCCGCCCCCUCGACCGGCAAAUCCCUCACCGCGCGCGUCGUAGGAGCGAGCGACAGGGAUUCCUAUACGGCGAUGAGUAAGGCGGCGUUCGAGGCGCUCGGAGGGGACUUGGAGGGUGGUGAGGUGGGAGUGGUGAUGGAGUUUGUCGAUAGCGGCGUGGCGAUCCCUUCGUCGUCCGCGGUCCAGUCGGGCGCGGGAAAGGUCGUAGCUGCGGCUUCGAGUUCCGCCAACUCGCCUGCCGCCGUCGCGCAAACUACGACGACUCAGGCCGCGAAGACCUCGUCCCCGGCUCAGACGACUACCCAGGCUCCGACGACGCAGGCGAAGCAGACGACCUCCGCGACGACGACGACGAGCUCGUGGGACUCGGCUUCCGCUGCGUCGGCUUCGGCGGCGUCGAAGAGUAGCGCUGAUGCGGCUUGGGCAUCGAGCUCGUCCGCUGCCGCUGCUGCCGCUGCCGCCUCCAAGAGUAGCGCCGACGCCGCUUGGGCUUCGAGUUCGUCGGCCGCUGCUUACAAGAUGUGGGCUUCGUCGUCUUCUUCCGCUGCCGCUGCUGCCGCUGCCUCCAAGUCCUCCGCCGACGCAGCCUGGGCCUCCUCCUCCUCCGCCGCCGCCGCCGCAGCAGCCGCCUCAAAGUCUUCCGCCGACGCAGCCUGGGCUUCUUCGUCGUCCGCUGCCGCUGCUGCGAAGGCUACUCAGACCUCUUCGAGCGGAGGAGACGGUGGUUCGAGCGGUGGUGGGAAGGUCUACACUGGAGGGAUCGCGACGUUCUUCUACCAGAACGGCGUCGCAGGUAACUGCGGCCAAGUCAACUCGGACGACAGCUACAUCGUCGCGCUCCCUACCUCGACGUACGCCGGCGGCUCUCACUGCGGCCAGAGCGUCAAGAUCACCCGCUCCGACACGGGCCAGUCAAUCACCGCAAAGGUCGCCGACUCGUGCCCUACCUGCAACAACGCGAGUUGCCUUGAUUUGAGUGUGGGAGCGUACAAGGCUUUGGGAGGGACGGACUCGAUGGGUGUUUUCGACAUCACCUGGCAAUUCGUCUAA